CCCCUAAUUCCCAGGGGCCCUCGGCCCCAACCCAAUCAUGACGUCUCCCUUGUGCAGGGCGGCCUCCGCCCACGCCCUACCUGUUCAGGGCCAGACUUCGACCGCCUCCACGGUCAAGGGUAGUCAGGCUCAGGCCAAGCACCGUCACCCGCGAGGCACUGGUGCAGCACAGGCCUGGCCCCCACUCCAUUCCAAGGCGAAACCCCUCCACGCCAGCGGAGGGAAGUCCGCUCUGCAGGCUCAGGUGGCUGAGUUACAAAGGAAGAUACAACUGUUAGAGGGUGACCGGAAGGCCUUCUAUGAGAGCACCCAGUGGACCAUGAAAAAGAAUCAGGAGAUCAUCAACCAGCUCCGAGAGGAGACCCGGGAGCUGCAACUCCAGCUGACGGACCUGCUUCAGGGAGAUGAGAAAGUGGUCCAGGCGGUGAUUCGGGAGUGGAAGGCCGAGAAGCCGUACCUGAAGAACAGGACAGGCCAGCAGGCCCUGGAGUACCUGGACCACCGGCUGAGUGCGAAGGUGAAGCAGCUGAACGCUCUGCGGCACCAGGUGGUGCUGCGGCACAAGUGGCUAGAAGAGCUGCAGCUGCAGCACAGCCUGCGCGAGCUGGAGAUGGCCGAGGCGCAGGAUGGCAACACGGAGGUGGCCAAGACCAUGCGGAACCUGGAGAACCGCCUGGAGAAGGCCCGGAUGAAGGCAGAGGAGGCGGAACACAUCACCAACGUGUACCUGCAGCUCAAGAACUAUCUCCAGGAGGAGAGCCUUCACUUGGAGAACCGGCUGGACUCCAUGGAGGCCGAGGUGGUGAAGACCAAACGCGAGGUGGAGGAGCUGCACGUGGUGAAUCAAGAGGCGCUCAACGCCCGGGACAUCGCCAAGAACCAGCUGCAGUCUCUGGAGGAGACCGUGUUCCGAGAGCGCAAGAAGCGCGAGCGCUACUUAACCGAGUGCAAGAAGCGCGCGGAGGAGAGGAAACUGCAGAACGAGCGCAUGGAGCGCAAGACCCAGCGCGAGCACGUGCUGCUGCAGUCGGACGAUACGAUCCACGAAAGCCUGCGCGCCAGGGAGGAGGAGCUGCUGCAGCGCUGGAGCGUGUACCAGAUGGAGGUGCUCUUCGGCAAGGUCAAAGACGCCACCGGCGUGGCCGAAACGCACGCGGUGGUGCGGCGGUUCCUGGCGCAGGGCGACACCUUCACGCAGCUGGAGACGCUCAAGAGCGAGAACGAGCAGGAGCUGGUGAGACUGGAGCAAGAGAAGCAACGGCUGCAGCGGGAGCUCGAAGACCUCAAGUACUCGGGGGAGGCCACGCUGGUGAGCGAGCAGAAGCUGCAAGCCGAGUUGCAGGGGCGCCUCAAGGCGGAGGAGCAGCGGCGCACCGAGGCCCGGGAGCAGUUGGAGCGUGCGCUGCGGGCCAUGCAGGUGACCAAGGAGGGCCUUGAGCACCUGGCCGGCAAGCUGCACCACGUCCCUGUGGCAGGCCCCGCCCCCGAGGAAGCCCCGCCCCAAACCUCCCAGGACCCAACAGGCGGCGCAGCCACUCAGGAGGCCGGCCGCUUGGCGGGAAAGGAGCUGGAUCCCAAGGCAGGUGACUAUCUGCCGAAACUGCUGAGCCUCGUGGAGGAGAAGCUUCUCAAGCUGCAGGCGCAACUCCAGAGCCACGACGUGCCGGAGAUGCUGCGCCACAUCGCCGACCGCGAGUUCUACUCCAGCCUAGAGGGAAAGCUGCCCGCGUACAACACCCGCAUCGCCCUGCCCCUUUCCACUCCCAAGGACAAGUUCUUCGACGAAGAGGAGAGUGAGGACCAGGACAACGACGUGGUGACCCGCGCGGCGCUCAAGAUGCGCUCCCAGAAACUGAUGGAAACCCGCACCAGAAGGCGCAGCCGCUCGCGGAGGUCCUAGACUCGCCCUCGCGCCCACCUGGCGCCUCCGGGCCCCUGUGGAGCCCCCGACCCCUCUGGGCCCAGCCGCGCGGGCCCACGGGGCCCCUUCAGGGCUGACCGCGGCCGAGACGUGGGAGGGAGCGGGCCGGCGGCGCCCGGAACGGAGAAGGGGGCUGGGCCGCCGGACGUUCCCACAGUAAAUCUCCCCAGGCGGGUCCGCGCCGGCCUCGGAAUCGCGCAAUAAAGGUCACCGACCAGC
Diceros bicornis minor is the source of this 2140-nucleotide messenger RNA. It is a transcript of the gene ODAD3, whose product is annotated as outer dynein arm docking complex subunit 3. Gene Ontology annotation, cellular component: cilium. The record is from RefSeq and is a predicted model, not a curated record. The coding region runs from base 38 to 1900 and encodes 620 amino acids. The transcript has 13 exons. Gene Ontology annotation, biological process: outer dynein arm assembly; cilium movement. NCBI's taxonomy places the organism in Eukaryota, Metazoa, Chordata, Mammalia, Perissodactyla, Rhinocerotidae.